AGAAACCCUAACCCCCAUCUAUUCUCUCUUGAGUCUGUGUAGCUGUGCUCUCGAUCGCCAGUCAGCAUAGCUUAUCUUCUUCAGAAAGCUGGCGGAAUUCUUUACCAAACCGUUUGUCCUCGCUGGAAGCUCAAUUGGUCUGAACUGAGAGCAACGCAUAAAAGCUAAAAGCUAUAAAAAUCAUGGCGGACGUGAUGGUGAUGAAGGAUAUAGAAGAGACGGCGGAACGGCUUGGUAUCGAUCUCUCGCAGAUCGAUCUCAACUCCAUCCACCUUCCUCCGGGUGAAGACUUUGGCAUUAUAAGCAAUGAUGAAGAUAUAUACGAAGAGGAUAAUUUAGAGUUUGAUUCUGGGUUUGGGAACAUCAUAGUUGUCGAUAAUCUCCCGGUUGUUGCUCGCGAGAAGUUUGAGAAAUUAGAAGGUGUAAUCCGGAAAAUCUACAGCCAGAUUGGUGUAAUCAAGGAGGAUGGCCUUUGGAUGCCUAUAGAUCCUGAGACCCAGAAAACCUUAGGUUACUGCUUUAUUGAGUAUAAUACUCCUCAGGAAGCUGAGCUGGCUAAGGAAAAGACCCAUGGAUAUAAACUCGACAGGUCUCAUAUUUUUGCUGUUAACAUGUUCGAUGACUUUGAUCGAUUCAUGAAAGUUCCAGAUGAGUGGGCCCCUCCUGAAUUUACUCCAUAUACUCCUGGGGAAAAUCUUCAACACUGGCUUACAGAUGAAAAGGCUCGGGAUCAGUUUGUGAUUCGUGCAGGUUCAGAUACUGAAGUUUUCUGGAAUGAUGCAAGACACUUGAAGCCUGCACCUGUUUACAACCGUCCUUUCUGGACUGAAAGCUUUGUGCAGUGGUCCCCACUUGGGACUUAUUUGGCAACUGUGCACAGACAGGGUGCUGCUGUCUGGGGUGGUGCCUCUUCCUUUAAUCGGCUGAUGCGUUAUGCCCAUCCCCAGGUUAGACUUAUUGAUUUUUCUCCUGGGGAGAAGUAUUUGGUGACCUACAGCAGCCAUGAACCAAGCAAUCCUCGUGAUGCAACUAGGGUUGUAAUAAACAUUUUUGAUGUGAGAACUGGAAAAGUGAUGAGAGAUUUUAAGGGAACUCCUGAUGAUUUUGCAAUUGGAGGAACUGGAGGUGUAGCAGGGUUGUCAUGGCCUGUUUUUAAAUGGGGUGGUGGAAGAGAAGACAAAUAUUUUGCCAGAAUUGGCAAGAAUGUUGUCUCUGUUUAUGAAACAGAAACAUUUUCUCUUAUUGACAAGAAGUCUAUAAAGGUUGAAAAUGUUAUGGAUUUCAGUUGGUCACCUACGGAUCCAAUUCUUGCAAUCUUUGUUCCUGAAUUGGGGGGUGGAAACCAGCCUGCUAGGGUGAGUCUCAUUCAAAUCCCAAGCAAAGAGGAGUUGAGGCAAAAGAAUCUCUUUAGUGUUAGUGACUGCAAAAUGUAUUGGCAAAGCAAUGGGGAUUAUCUUGCUGUCAAGGUUGAUCGCUAUACAAAAACUAAAAAAAGCACCUACACAGGCUUUGAGCUUUUCCGAAUCAAGGAGCGUGACAUCCCUAUUGAAGUUUUGGAGCUAGAGAAUAAGAAUGAUAAGAUUAUUGCCUUCGCUUGGGAGCCUAAGGGCCAUAGAUUUGCAGUUAUCCAUGGUGAUAACCCGAGGCCUGACAUUAGCUUUUAUUCAAUGCGGACAGCGCAGAAUACUGGCCGCGUUUCGAAACUGACCACUCUCAAAGGCAAGCAAGCGAAUGCUCUUUUUUGGUCUCCUUCUGGCCGAUUCAUAAUCCUUGCAGGAUUGAAGGGUUUCAACGGACAGUUGGAAUUUUACAAUGUUGAUGAGCUAGAGACUAUGGCCACAGCAGAGCAUUUCAUGGCAACGGAUAUCGAAUGGGAUCCUACCGGAAGAUAUGUUGCAACUGCUGUGACUUCUGUCCAUGAGAUGGAAAAUGGUUUCAAUAUAUGGUCCUUCAAUGGGAAGCUAUUAUACCGGAUACUAAAGGAUCAUUUCUUCCAGUUUUUGUGGCGCCCAAGGCCUCCAUCGUUCUUGAGCCCUGAGAAGGAGGAAGAAAUUGCGAAGAACCUGAAGAAGUACAGCAAGAAGUAUGAGGCAGAGGACCAAGAUGUGUCCAUGUUAUUGAGCGAGCAAGAGCGAGAAAAACGAAGAAUGUUAAAGGAGGAAUGGGACAAGUGGAUUAGUGAGUGGAAGAGGUUGCAUGAUGAAGAGAGAUUGGAGAGGCAGAAACUUAGGGAUGGAGAGGCCAGCGAUGAAGAAGAGGAGUAUGAGGCCAAGGAAGUUGAGGUUGAGGAGUUGUUAGAUGUCUCAGAGGAAGUUCUUCCUCUUGAAUACGGGCAGGAAUGAAUGUUGCUAAGUGUUAUUUUUCAAGCUACUCCCUUUAGAUGACAAAUUUAAUUGGAGGUGUAUUACUCUUUCAUAAUGUGACUAGGAAUUUUGGCGUCAGCUUUUUUGAUUUUUUUGUCUUGUUUAAAAUUCUUUUUGAGGAUCCUAAUGUGCCUGGCUAUAUUUGUUGUUGCUUUUUCGCUGUUACAGUGUUAUACACUAGAAGUCCGCCGUGUUAUAUGUA
Messenger RNA from Ziziphus jujuba (common jujube), 2565 nucleotides. RefSeq names its product eukaryotic translation initiation factor 3 subunit B. Gene Ontology annotation, cellular component: eukaryotic translation initiation factor 3 complex. Gene Ontology annotation, molecular function: translation initiation factor activity; RNA binding; translation initiation factor binding. The transcript is spliced from 11 exons. Bases 183 to 2342 code for a protein of 719 amino acids. The record is from RefSeq and is a predicted model, not a curated record. Lineage: Eukaryota; Viridiplantae; Streptophyta; Magnoliopsida; Rosales; Rhamnaceae. Gene Ontology annotation, biological process: translational initiation.